AGCUCCAAAGCAAACAAGUCGAUGCGCGAGAACGCACCGCCGUGCGGGUUGGACGCGCACGGGGGAAGCCUGACAUUCCAAAUACGGUUUUUUAAAAAAUUAUUAUUAUUCAUAUUUAUUAUUAUUUAUUACGCUUCUGCUGGGAGACACGCAACCGGCAGCUGGAUUAUGGAACUGAAUGUCAUUCCACGCGCGGGUGCAGGUCUAGUCUGGUGACGUCACGCCGGGGGCAGGCUCGAGCGUGGGCGGGGCGGCGUGAAUUUGGUCCCACGCAAGCGGAGUUCGACCUUCUUCUCCUUCACUAUGGUCACGACUCGCGUGGACGCAGCUGCGGAGAAAACAGAGAAUUGCUCCAAGUUGCCCCCUUUUUUUUUUUUUUUGGUUUGUUUUAGGAUUCUAGAGGAGCCUUAGUUUCUCCUUCCCUCCCAUGUCGCCACGCGCGUCCGCUUCGGCGUGGACUUUUCUGCGCCUCGCUUCGUCGGAGCCACGCGCGGCGCAUGCAUCCGCAUCGCGCGGCUGACUUUUCUGCAUCCGUCCUUGUAAUCUCCUCCAAGGUGUCAUGAAUUUGGAGAGACUUUCCGAGGCCGCGGCGGCGGCGGCGCGGGCCCACGCCAAUCCCAACCCCCCUCCCCCUCCGCCUCCCCCUCCUCCUCAGGCGUCACGCGACUUGGGCCCCGCGUUCCACUUGCAGCCCAGAAGCUCCAACAUCAACACGAGCGCUCGCGGAGGGACUUUAGAGCAUUCGAGCAGCGAGUCUUCCGACGCCGAGUUGGCAGCGGAGAAGGAGCGAGCAGCCGGCGGCGGCGGCGGCGUCGGCGUCGGCUGCGGCGUCGUCGUCGGCGGCGAGGCGCUGGCGGGCCCCGACGACGCCAAGAAGAAGAAGCAGCGGCGGCAGCGGACGCACUUCACCAGCCAGCAGCUGCAGGAGCUCGAGGCCACCUUCCAGCGCAACCGCUACCCGGACAUGAGCACGCGCGAGGAGAUCGCCGUGUGGACCAACUUGACCGAGGCCAGAGUUCGGGUGUGGUUCAAGAACCGGCGGGCCAAGUGGCGGAAGCGCGAGCGCAACCAGCAGAUGGACCUGUGCAAGAACGCCUACCUGCCGCAGUUCGGCGGCCUGGUGCAGCCCUACGACGACAUGUACCCGGCGGCGGCGGCCGCCUACACCUACAACAACUGGCCCAACAAGAGCCUGCACGGGCCCAAGAACUUCCCCUUCUUCAACUCGGUCACGCAGUCCGUGUCGGGCAUGUUCUCGUCGUCGCCGGCGCCCAUCUCGGGCAUGAGCGUGCAGGCGGCCGCCGCCGCCGCCGCCGCCACCUCCUCCAUGCCCGGCAUGGGCGGCCCCCCGGCGCCGAGCCUCAACAACAUCGGAAACCUCAACCCGCCGGGCCUGAACGGCGCCGGCAUGUCGUCGCCGGCCUGCCCCUACGCGGCGGCGGCCGCGGCGGCGGCGGCGGCGGCCGGCUCGCCCUACGGCGUGUACCGGGACAACCCGGGCCUGGCCACGCUCAGACUCAAGUCCAAGCAGCACCACCACCACCACCAUCACCACCACCCCACCUUCGGCUACGGGGGCCUGCAGAGCCCCGCCUCGGGCCUCAACGCCUGCCAGUACAACAGCUGACCCCCACCCCGAGCCGCCGCACUUGUUACGAUGUACGGACAUCCCGUGUAAAUAGAGACAGGCUUUUAACGCGUGAAAAAUUGUCGCCCCCCCCCCCCCCCGCCCCACAACCCACCCCUCUUGGUGCUGAUUUGCUGGCUUUAAAGGACGUCAAACGAAAUGCUUCGAUUUCGACGGACAAAAAAAAGAAGAAGAAUUCGAGACAAGCUCCGGGUGUGUGAUUUUGUUUUGUUCAAAGUGUUUGUAGAAGUCGGGGCGGGGUUCGGGGGAGGGGGUGAAUCCUUUCCGUACGAUAUGUGCACAAGCCGCUAAACGCGUGUAUGGAAAUGGAAAAAUGCGGCUGCUGUGUUUUGCUUGAAUAAAGUGCAAGGAAAAUAUCCGUAGGA
This is a messenger RNA of Hippocampus zosterae (dwarf seahorse), 2013 nucleotides long. RefSeq names its product pituitary homeobox 1-like. Lineage: Eukaryota; Metazoa; Chordata; Actinopteri; Syngnathiformes; Syngnathidae. Gene Ontology annotation, cellular component: nucleus. The coding region runs from base 560 to 1627 and encodes 355 amino acids. The record is from RefSeq and is a predicted model, not a curated record. The transcript has 5 exons. Gene Ontology annotation, biological process: regulation of transcription by RNA polymerase II; anatomical structure morphogenesis. Gene Ontology annotation, molecular function: RNA polymerase II cis-regulatory region sequence-specific DNA binding; DNA-binding transcription factor activity, RNA polymerase II-specific.